This is a messenger RNA of Macrosiphum euphorbiae (potato aphid), 486 nucleotides long. Lineage: Eukaryota; Metazoa; Arthropoda; Insecta; Hemiptera; Aphididae. The record is from the annotation of a GenBank genome assembly.
AUGAGUCAAGAUAUUGCUCAAAUUGAAGUAGCUCAAUUAAAAGCUAGAAAAGCACAAGUAACAUCAGACUUAUCGACAGACCAUGAAAAUAUUAUUGAAAAGAAAAAUCACACAUCCACACAGCAAAAACGUUAUUUAAACAAUUCUAAACCACCAAGUCCACCUUUAUUUAGUUUGAGUUGUGAUGAAUUUGAUGGAGAUGAUUCAGAUGUGGACAAAUCAUAUAACCCAAAAAUGAAAAAUAAAUUAUUUGAAGUGUCAUUAUCGCCACCAAAUAAUUAUGAAAGAUUCAAAGGAAAAGAAAAUUUUUCUACACUCCAAACUUGCUCCGUGAUAUUUGAAACUAUUCGCCAAAUGAAACCACCAUUUUCUUCACAAAAUCUCCCUAACAUUGAAAUAGAAAAACCAUUAAAAAAUUGGUUGGCACAAGCUUCUAAUAGAAUCAAAAAAUUAUCAGCUAAAUAUCCUCAACAAGAUUCACAAUAA